CCCAUCCUCGAACUCAUCUCUCCACCUUCGUCUCACCACCUCCCCGGCGCAGGAAAAACCUCCCUCAUCUACCUCAUAACCGCCCUCGCCGUCCUGCCUUCCUCUCUCUGUUCAAUUCCCAUAGGCGGUCACAAUGCCGCCGUCAUCAUCCUGGAUCCCUUAUCCCACUUCAGCAUCGCCCGCCUCGUGCACACCAUGGCCGUGCUCCUGAAACAGCGCCUCUCCUCCUCUCCCUCCCCCUCUUCGCCUUCCCCCGAAGCACCAACAGACACGCACCACAAUCCACCCGGCCCCUCAGAAAUACACCGCAUCAUCAAAACCAGCAUCCACACCGCCCUCCCGCACAUCCACAUCUUCCGCCCGCAAAGCUGGCCCAGCCUCCUCGCAACCCUCGACUCCCUGCCCGCUUACCUCUUCGACAGCCGCCGACACCGUAGCACAGAUCGCCGGAUCCACGCCCUCAUCAUCGAGGACGUGGAUGCGUUU
Messenger RNA from Westerdykella ornata, 486 nucleotides. RefSeq lists its product as uncharacterized. The record is from RefSeq and is a predicted model, not a curated record. The annotation marks the transcript as partial. Lineage: Eukaryota; Fungi; Ascomycota; Dothideomycetes; Pleosporales; Sporormiaceae. Gene Ontology annotation, biological process: double-strand break repair via homologous recombination; DNA strand invasion. The transcript has a single exon. Gene Ontology annotation, molecular function: four-way junction DNA binding. Gene Ontology annotation, cellular component: Rad51B-Rad51C-Rad51D-XRCC2 complex; centrosome; replication fork.